Passer montanus (Eurasian tree sparrow) is the source of this 1440-nucleotide messenger RNA. It is a transcript of the gene IRX6, whose product is annotated as iroquois homeobox 6. The record is from RefSeq and is a predicted model, not a curated record. Gene Ontology annotation, molecular function: DNA-binding transcription factor activity, RNA polymerase II-specific; RNA polymerase II cis-regulatory region sequence-specific DNA binding. The transcript has 7 exons. Bases 7 to 1299 code for a protein of 430 amino acids. Gene Ontology annotation, biological process: regulation of transcription by RNA polymerase II; cell development; neuron differentiation. NCBI's taxonomy places the organism in Eukaryota, Metazoa, Chordata, Aves, Passeriformes, Passeridae. Gene Ontology annotation, cellular component: nucleus.
GCAACUAUGUCCUUCUCUCAGUUCGGAUACCCCUACAGCACCACUUCACAGUUCUUCGUGCCCGCCAGCCCCAGCACGACCUGCUGCGAGGCCGCCCCCCGCUCCGGGCCGGAUGCCUCCUCGGCGCCGGCCGCCGCCUCCCUCUGCUGCGCCCCGUACGAGAGCCGGCUGCUGGCGCCCGGCCGCGCCGAGCUCAAUGCCGCGCUGGGCAUGUACAGCGCCCCGUACGCCGCCGGCCAGGGCUACGGCAACUACCUGCCCUACGGCGCCGAGCCCGCCGCGCUCUACACCGCGCUGAACCCCCAGUAUGAAAUCAAAGACGGCGCCGGCACGCUGCACUCGGGAAUCGCGCAGCCCGCUACCUACUACUCCUACGAUCAUUCCUUGGGGCAGUACCAGUACGACAGCAGGUACGGGACGGUGGAUUUCGGUGGUUCAGCCAGACGCAAAAAUGCAACGCGAGAGACGACGAGUACUCUCAAGACCUGGCUGUACGAGCACCGCAAAAACCCCUACCCCACCAAAGGAGAGAAAAUCAUGCUGGCUAUCAUCACUAAAAUGACCCUGACGCAAGUGUCCACUUGGUUUGCUAACGCCAGACGGAGGCUUAAGAAAGAAAACAAAAUGACCUGGUCUCCCAAGAACAAAGCCGGGGAAGAGAGGAAAGAAGAAACCCCGAGGGAAGAGGAUGAAUACAGUGCGGAGGGUGAAGGCAGAGAGCAGAAGAGCUACAAGGAGGACAAGGACCUGCGGUUCAGCGACCUGGAGGACGAGGAGGAAGAGGAGGAGGAGGAGGAGGCGGGGAAGCCGGAGAAGGGCCGGACCAGCUCCCUGCAGGAAGCCCCCAGCCUGGGCGCGGCGCUGCCCGAGGCUCCGAGGAGCGACUGCAGCCUGCCCGGCCCCUUCCACGCCUUUCCUUGUGCCAAGGCCCCCGCCGCGGACUUCGCCCCCGCCUCCUUGGCCGGCCCGCCGCCGCCCUACGCGCCCGCGGAGAAGCCGCGCAUCUGGUCGCUGGCGCGCACCGCCGGGGCCAGCGCGGCGCGCAGGGGCAGCCCCGAGGGCCGCGGCGCGGAGGGAGAGCAACCCCUGCCCGCCAAGGCCUUCCGGAGCUCCGCUUUCAACCUGCAGCCGCUCCCGCGAAGCUGCGCGUCCCACCGCGGCCUGGGGGAGCCGUGCCAGUUCGCGGCGGCGGGCGAAGGCUUCGGGCGGGGCGCCAAGGGCGGCCCGGGAGGCACCGAGCUGGGCGGGACGUGCCUGGACAGGCUGCGGACGGCGUUCCGGCCCGUGCUGCGGAGGUGAGGGCCGCCCGCCCCAUAUGGGCGCUGGCGACGGGGCUCCGGCUGUAAGGAAGCGCUCGGCUUGACGGAACGAACGAACCCCGUCCCCGGGCCGGCGGCGGCUCCGCCCGCUCUGCCCUGCCCUCGCCGGGAAGCGCCGCCG